AUGACUGUUGAGAAGUCCCGCAGUAGUUAUCAACUCGCUACAGCCUUGCAUCUAUAUAGUUGCGAUAGGGGCAUUCAUCAACGAGAACUACGCCCGCUAGCUUCAAACCCGACCGACUCGCUUGUACAAAUAGCCGCGAGAGUUUGUACACUUCUCUCGCCUUCAACUCAUCAACUCCCGAAUCAAUCUCAACCGACAAGCGUCUUCUUUUUCUGCUUGCAAGCUUGCACCGAAAACCAAGGACAGAAGGAUAGAUACUUUCAGAAACCUCUCCACGAAUUGGAUCGCUUCCUUUCUCUUGAACCUUUGUAGCUCGUCCUGUCCAGACAAGCAUUCAAGAAAGGGAUCUGUGUCUUUCUCCAUAAGCAGAACCCACCACCGCAUGCAGCGCAAACGUCAUUGGGAGACGAUUUUGGACUCCGGCGCGUCACAUGAUGGUCAGUCAUUAUCGAACUCAAGUGGACAACACCGAAGCAGUUCUUCUUCGCGCAACCACGACUCGUCAAGCAGCACGAGAAACUCAUCUAGCCGCUCAUCGCAACCGUCAUCCACCAGCCGGCCAGUGCCAAUCGCUCCCAACGGCCCCGUGUUAGAGGUGCUUGAUAAAGAGGACGAUUGUCGCUUCACAUGCCAAGUAGAAGGCUGCAACCAACGUUUCAAGCACCGGAGCUCAAGAAGUAGACACAAAAAGAAUAGCCACCCUUCACAUGCUGGGAGCCGCUCCAAAUCGAGUCAUCACUAGAAUUUUGGUUGCAGGGCAGAUCUAUAGGCUUGGUUGCUGUUGCUACCCCGCAUGUUCUAGUUGUAUAGGUAGUGUUGGUAAACCCGCGUCAUGUUUGUGAUGUUAGCGAAAUGCUUUAACUAAUUCUCAUUAUUCCGAACCUGACGUUUCUUUCAUUUGCCCAUCAAUAAAGAGAACAAGCCGCCAAA
Molecule: messenger RNA, 930 nt
Organism: Chondrus crispus (carragheen)
Lineage: Eukaryota; Rhodophyta; Florideophyceae; Gigartinales; Gigartinaceae
Exons: 2
Coding region: 1-312 (103 amino acids)
Source: RefSeq, a predicted model, not a curated record